Molecule: messenger RNA, 2539 nt
Organism: Sinocyclocheilus rhinocerous
Lineage: Eukaryota; Metazoa; Chordata; Actinopteri; Cypriniformes; Cyprinidae
Gene: slc17a9b
Product: solute carrier family 17 member 9b
Exons: 14
Coding region: 340-1878 (512 amino acids)
Biological process (GO): ATP transport; transmembrane transport
Cellular component (GO): membrane
Molecular function (GO): transmembrane transporter activity
Source: RefSeq, a predicted model, not a curated record
GUUACUUCCUGGUUUGAAGAGGCAGUGGCUGGAGGAACUGCGUGGCUGAAAAAAGAAACUGACACGUGGAUCAUCAUCAACACUUCAGGAAUCAGGAAAAAGCUGAAUUUCCUCCCGCUGCGUAAUAGCAGUUGUGAAAGCCGAAAGUCCGCUCAUUUAUGCCAGUCGCCGGAGCGCAAUGGAUGCGGCAGAGGUCUUAUAAAAGAGAUGCUUCCGUGAGGAAACUGGAAUAGAAACAUUUUUUUUUCAUUGCUUUGGUUUUUUGCCUGUAACGCUCGCACAGACUGACCCGAGAGGAUAACAGAGCGGAUAGUCACAAACGGAUAUAUUUGGCGUUGAAUGGCAAUUCUACAAAAACAUGGAAAGAACUCUUGUCCAGAUUUGGCCAGUAUUAAGGAGAACCCCGCAGAUAAUAUCGGACAAACUGGAUCCCAGAAGAAGUGGGCAGAGUCGAGUCAGAACUGGACAAGGCCAGUGGCGAGGGUAUGGACGGUGGUGUUGUUGCUGGGGACGUGCCUGCUGUACUGUGCCCGUGUGGCCAUGCCUAUCUGUGCAGUGAGCAUGGCAGAGCGCUUCAGCUGGUCCAAGAGAGAGACAGGCAUGGUGCUGGGCAGCUUCUUCUGGGGCUACUGCUUCACUCAGGUGCUUGGAGGCUACGUCAGUGACAGAGUGGGAGGAGAGAAAGUGUUGAUGUUGUCAGCGGCAGCAUGGGGAGCAAUGACCGCCUUCACGCCAAUCUUAGCCCAUUUCUGCUCCCAGCCCAUCGUCUCCAUGACCAUCUCCCGCUUCCUCAUGGGCCUGCUGCAGGGUGUUCACUACCCAUCACUGGCCAGUCUGUGCUCUCAGAAGGUUGUGGAGAGUGAGAGGGGCUUCCUCAUGAGCACAGUAGGAAGCGGCUCAUACCUGGGGACUCUGGUGAUAGGAGGCAUAGGCUCUCUGAUGCUGGACUUGUAUGGCUGGGAGAGUGUGUUCUACAUCUCUGGGCUUCUGUCUGUGUUGUGGGCAUACUGCAUGUGGAAGUAUCUGCUCAAAGGAGAAGGUGUUCACUACCCAUCACUGGCCAGUCUGUGCUCUCAGAAGGUUGUGGAGAGUGAGAGGGGCUUCCUCAUGAGCACAGUAGGAAGCGGCUCAUACCUGGGGACUCUGGUGAUAGGAGGCAUAGGCUCUCUGAUGCUGGACUUGUAUGGCUGGGAGAGUGUGUUCUACAUCUCUGGGCUUCUGUCUGUGUUGUGGGCAUACUGCAUGUGGAAGUAUCUGCUCAAAGGAGAAGUUUUCAGCGCCGUCAUUAUUACACACUUGUGCACCGCUAGCACCUUCUUCACAUUGCUGUCAUGGCUGCCAACGUUUUUCAAGGACACCUUCCCUGAUGCCAAGGGUUGGGUGUUUAACGUGAUCCCAUGGUUUGUGGCCAUCCCUUCUUCCCUGUUUAGUGGCUGCCUUUCAGACCAUCUAAUCAGUCAGGGUUUUGAUACUGCAUCAGUGAGAAAACUCAUGCAGUUCUUCUCUAUGGGCGUCUCCAGUGUGUUUACUCUGUUUCUGUGUGGGACCACUACCUUCCCCACAGCUGUGGCUUUCGUGUCCGCUACUAUGGGCCUCACCACAUUCAGCCACAGUGGGGUUUCAGUGAAUGUUCAGGAUCUCGCUCCAUCCUGUGCAGGGGCUCUGUUUGGAGUGAUGAAUACCUGUGGAGCAUUUACAGGGGUCAUCAUGGUGUAUUUCUCGGGGUAUCUGAUCGAGGCCACUGGUUCCUGGGCAUCCGUUUUUGGCCUCAUCACGGUACUGAACCUGCUGGGUUUAGGAACAUUUUUAUGCUUCGCAGAAGCUCGCAGAGUGGACAUCGAACUAGCGAAGGGCCGUUACCACAACAUCCACAUCUGAGAGCACAGGACGGGAGCAGAGCAGCAGAAAUGACAGGCUCUGACAGAAACCUUUCUGAAGAGGGACAUCCCAAACACUCGCUGGCUUCUUCAUUAUGGUUCUUUUAUUUUCUGUUCGGCUUUUCUUUGGCUGAAGAGAAUCUAGGAGAAGCUGUAGGAGAUACUUAACCGAUAUGGAUCUGUUAUAGAUCACUAGGAGCCACAGUAUGAAGUGUGUUACUGAAUAUUUUGUUAAGGUCCUUGCGUUCAUUCAUUUCUAUUUUAUCCUGUAGCACUUGUGUUGGUUUAUGGUAGCAAUUUCUUUAAUAUCAUCAUUACUGUGACCAAAGCAGUUCAAACCAUCCAUUAAUCAGAUGAAGACCAAAAGCUAGAGCUUGAGUGUCUGAGUACUGACAAUGUUUAUUAAAUUAUUGUUAAUACCAUUUGUUUUGGCAUUGUAAAAUACCUCGUCUCAGACAUCUCGGCUGUUUUUCAUACUCGGAGUGUGAUAGAGAUUACAGUUUGUUACUGCAGAAUUGGAGUAUACUGUCAUUUAAUGAAACGUGUGCUAGGUCAUCUUGUCAUUGGCUGAUCCUUCAAAGCAUUUUCUUUGUCUCAGCCGUCUGCCGUUGAGAAGAGUUUCUGAUCUUUAAAGGAUGUUUUUGUUUCAAACUGCUAGUUUG